This is a messenger RNA of Erigeron canadensis, 839 nucleotides long. RefSeq names its product cadmium-induced protein AS8. The record is from RefSeq and is a predicted model, not a curated record. Lineage: Eukaryota; Viridiplantae; Streptophyta; Magnoliopsida; Asterales; Asteraceae. The coding region runs from base 133 to 627 and encodes 164 amino acids. The transcript is spliced from 3 exons.
ACAAAGCCGCGCGUGUACGGCACACUAUACAACAACAGUCAGUUAAGCCUCACAGUGGGGGUUUGCUGCCCUAGCUCGCGACCGACCAACGUUAACCAAAUCAUCACCGUUUAUUGUUCUGCAAUUUGUUACAUGGUAGUAAUGAUCAUAAAGGGCUUGUUCAGAAGGUACAAGAAAUGGAACCCUGUUCAUCCUACAUCUGGAGCCUUUUGGGGCAUGGGAAUAGGCUUUGGUUGUGGAGUCGGAUGGGGUCCUGGGUUUGGACCUGAAGUUAUUGGUUAUGUUGGUGCUGGUUGUGGUGUUGGAUUUAGUGUCGGCAUUACUCUUGCUGGUGUCGGCAUUGGUCUUCCUGCCAAUCGCCUCCUUAAAGUUCCCUUUAGUGCUUUUAUGGCUACAAGAAGCGGUGCAAUGGACUUAGCACGAUCUAGUGGUCUUCUUGGCACAAGCAUUGUGAAUGGGGGAGUAGAUGUCUCUGGCUUGGAAAGGUGGGUCUCCAAUUUCAACCAUGAACAGUCUGUAGACAAAAGUUUACAUUUCUCAGGGAUCAACAAAUUAGUAUCCUCUCCGGCGAAGAUGGUUAUUGAUUGUUUUGACCAACUAAAGAGUCGCAUUAACCCCCCUCAUUGAGGUAUGAUACACAGAAGUUGAGCCCCUUAUGCAUAUAUAGAAGAUCUGUUGAACUUGGAGAGUUUUAUGUUAAACAGUUAAUUAUCUUUUUGAAGCCUGAGAAUAGGUUGUCCAGUCCAUCUGAGACUGUUUUUUGUUGUAUCGCACUUGUAGGUUUAAUCGAUGUAAGUUCAUAGUGUCCACGUAUCACACUAGAACCUUGGUUUUCUUCC